AUGCCGGAUUUAACGGAGGGCGCUGAUGGAAAUAAGAAUGAAACCUGUAAAGAAAAGCGUGUUGGGUCAGUCGACGAUGGUGAAGUCGGAAGAAAAAAACCCGAAGAUAAGAACAAUCUUAGUGGAUAUUUAUCAGAGGGGCAUCUAGAAUAUACUGCACCGAGUGGUACUAAUCCUAAUCUCGAAAGAAGUAAACUCAUGAGAAAAAGCUUCCAUGGUAGUGCGGGUAAAAUGUUAACUGCUGCUAAAGUACCUCCUCCACCGCCACUGCGAACAACUUCACAGCUUAGUGGGCCUAAGUUUGAAUCGGAAGUUAUUGAGCACGGGAUACAAAACCGUCCUCAACAGCCUUUACCCUCCAACACUCAUAGCGGCUAUAAUAAUUAUACCCAUGACAAUGAUGAAGAUGGGGGAUUCUCUGAACAAUAUGGCGAGGAACCUCAAUCAUUGCAAUUCAUACCUUCGUAUGAUGAACAUCAAAUGAACCCCUACAACUGCACCUUGGACGAUUCUCCUAAUACUUCACAAAAUUUCCAAACUGUUGUCACACAAGCAAUGGUACAUCAAGAACAAAGCCCGGUUAAGAGAGAUUUGACUAAAAUCUUAGACAUUUUGCCAUCUCACCAGACUAUUCAAAGCCUUACGAAAGCUUUUGAUAACGGAAUUGAUGUAGUCGACUGUGCGUUUCCACAAAGUAUGAGGCGAUCACCACACAUGUUUGAAUUACCCCCUUACCCCAGUCCAAUGAAUUCCGUUAAUCACUCUAGGCAACCUAGUGAGGAAUUUCCGCCACCACCUCCACCUAUAGAUCUUACUCCAUUGCAAGAAGAAUUGAAUAAAUUAAAUCAAACUUCAAGUACAGAUCUCAAUUAUAUUCAAAGAUUAAACAGUGAAAAUUUGGAUUUACCAAAAGACUCCUUAUUAGCUCAGUUACAAGAAAAAAGAAAUCAAAUUUUCAGAAAUGAUGCAAAUGCUAUCAAAACAAAGCAAUUAGAUACAAUCGGUAGUCCCGGAGAUACAUGGCUAAAAGAGCUUCAAGCUAAGCAAGCAGCCAUAAAGUUAAAACGUUCAGGGUCUCUCGAAGGGCAACUAUCUUCACCUGAUAAUAUUUCGUCGAAACAAUCGACAGAUAAUAAUCUAAGUGUCAGGAAUAUAGCAUCGAGAUUUGAAAAUAACACUCAAAACUUGCUAGUUGAAAACGAAAGAUCUCACGUGGGAUACCUUAAUAUGGGGUCUAACAGAGAUGUUAUUAAUUGUUCCAACCAAUCCACAAACGGACAAUAUACCCGCCGUAAGCCAUCUUCACCUGGUGAUGUUAAACAAAGCGAUGACGAUUUCAAUUCCGUUAAAACAAACAAUAGCGCUAACUACGGUGAUCGUCUGAAGCCUAAGAAAAAAUCGGUAUCAUUUUGUGAUCAAGUAAUUUUAGUUGCUACAGCUGAAGAUCAAGAAGACGAUAGUUAUAUUCCAAAUCCUAUUUUAGAGAGAGUUUUAAAAUCAGCUAUGAAUAAACCAGAACUAACUACUAUUCCACUUCAAAGCGAAAAGCCGUCACUUCAUCGACAAGAUUCUUUUGAUAGUCAAUCAUCACGCUCAACUAUAUCGUCUUUAUCACAAACUUCAUACACACCAAACGAGGCUAAUGAGUAUUUUAAGAAUCAAAAUUAUCCAAAUUCUCAAGUUUUACAGACGCGACUGCAACAAUUUAAUGCACCGAAAAACACGUCACCUGUACAAGGUCAACCCGUUCAAAGUCCUAAUCAAAUUUACCAGGCUUUACCAGCUACUUCACAAAAUCCUAGCAACCCCAUACCGUAUACACAACCACCCGCAGUAAAUCACAAUACUUCAAGCCCACCGAAUUUCAGUCACAACUUAGCGAACAGGCUGACACCCACAGUUCACAAUCCUUCGUAUAUAACGAAGCACCCUCAGAAUAUGCCAAGGACGGUUCCGAACACUUACCCUCACCCACCGAGUCAACUGCAUCAAGCUAACCAAACUCCAAAUAAUACGUAUUACCAUCGACAUCCCCAGCACUCUACGACGCCAACUUUUAAUUAUAGCCAAAAUCGUCAGCUCAACCAGAAUGCUCAAAAUGGUAACACAUCAUAUCAAAGUGUACCUAGCAAUUCACCAGCAUAUCAGAGUUAUCACAACCCACCGACCAGUUACGCUAAUUCUGAUUAUUCUAGUCGAUAUCCUCAAGGGAAUACAUCUAACCAAUAUAACACCCAAUCCCUGUAUCAAAGAGUUCCUCCUCCACAUGGCGACACCCCUGUUGAGAGCUACAGUAACGGUAAUUACCAGAAAAUGGGAAAUAACUUUUACCACGAUGGCAACUCAAAUCAAACUCGUACAGACUCGAGAAACUAUGGAGGACAACGUCUUACAUACCCGGACAAUUGUAAUGAUGUAAACCAAUAUCAUAUGAAUUAUCAAAGUAAUUAUAAUCCGUACCAACAUUUACCGCCACCAAAACAAAUGCAGAAGAAAUCGGUAUCGUUCGAACCCGGUACCAAAGGUGGAACUGAUUCACCUAUACCAUCUCAGAUGAACGGUAACCAUCAAGAAAAUCAACCUCACAGUACAAUAGGUGCUCAAAAAAAUCCAUGCAACUUGUGUCGCAAGAAAACUGUGAUUCCACCAGCUACUUAUUGUCCCGACUGCGACUUUUAUAUGUCAAGGUUUAAGCCUAGGUCAUAG
Molecule: messenger RNA, 2706 nt
Organism: Leptosia nina
Lineage: Eukaryota; Metazoa; Arthropoda; Insecta; Lepidoptera; Pieridae
Source: the annotation of a GenBank genome assembly